This is a messenger RNA of Carlito syrichta (Philippine tarsier), 1552 nucleotides long. RefSeq names its product tetratricopeptide repeat domain 38 (gene TTC38). The record is from RefSeq and is a predicted model, not a curated record. Lineage: Eukaryota; Metazoa; Chordata; Mammalia; Primates; Tarsiidae. Gene Ontology annotation, molecular function: protein binding. Bases 172 to 1383 code for a protein of 403 amino acids. The transcript is spliced from 14 exons.
GGACUCCAGGCCUCCAGGGAUGCAGGGCUCCCACUCUCCACCACAAGCAACGAAGCCUGCAAGCUGUUUGAUGCCACCCUGACCCAGUAUGUGAAAUGGACCAAUGACAAGAGUCUCGGUGGCAUUGAGGGCUGCCUUUCAGAGCUCAAGGUAGCAGAUCCAACCUUUGCAAUGGGCCAUGCCAUUUCUAACGGCCUCAUGCUGAUUGGCACUGGAAGCUCUGUGAGGCUGGACAAAGAACUGGACCUGGCUGUGAAGAUGAUGGUCGAGAUUUCAAAAACCCAGCCACUGACACACCGAGAACAGCUGCACGUGUCUGCAGUAGAGACGUUUGCCAAGGGGAACUUUCCGAAAGCCUGUGAACUAUGGGAACAGAUUCUCCGGGACCAUCCGACAGACAUGCUGGCCCUGAAAUUUUCCCAUGAUGCCUACUUUUACCUGGGCUUCCAAGAACAGAUGCGAGAUUCUGUUGCUCGAAUUUAUCCCUUCUGGACACCUGACAUCCCCCUCAGCAGCUAUGUGAAAGGCAUCUAUUCUUUUGGAUUGAUGGAAACCAAUUUCUAUGAUCAGGCAGAAAAACUCGCCAAAGAGGCCUUAUCUAUUAACCCGACGGAUGCAUGGUCCGUGCACACCAUCGCUCACAUCCAUGAGAUGAAAGCAGAGAUCAAAGACGGGUUGGAAUUCAUGCAGCGCUCAGAGACCCACUGGAAGGAUUCUGAUAUGCUUGCUUGUCACAAUUAUUGGCAUUGGGCUUUAUAUCUGAUUGAGAAGGGUGAAUAUGAGGGUGCACUGACCAUUUAUGAUAAUCACAUCCUCCCUAGCCUGCAGGCCAGUGGUGCGAUGCUGGACAUGGUGGACAACUGUUCCAUGCUCUACCGCCUCCAGAUGGAAGGAGUGUCUGUGGGCCAGCGGUGGCAGGAUGUCCUGAGGGUGACCCAGAAGCACAGCCAAGACCACAUCUUGCUGUUCAAUGAUGUCCACUUCCUGAUGGCGUCCCUGGGCGCUCGGGACUCCCAGACCACACAGGAGCUGCUGACCACCCUGCAGGAUGCCAGCGAAUCCCCCGGGGAGAACUGUCAACACCUUCUGGCCCGAGAUGUGGGGCUGCCCCUGUGCCAGGCCCUGGUGGAGGCUAAGGAUGGGAAUCCCGACCGUGUUGUGGAACUGCUCCUGCCCAUCCGCUACCGGAUUGUCGAGAUUGGAGGCAGCAAUGCCCAGAGAGACGUCUUCAACCAGCUACUGAUUCAUGCGGCCUUGAACUGCACCUCCAGCCUCCAUAAGAACGUGGCCCGGAGCCUUCUGAUGGAGCGUGACGCCUUGAAGCCCAACUCGCCUCUGACCGAGCGGCUCAUCCGCAAGGCAGCCACUGUCCACCUCAUGUAGUGAACUGGCCUGGCUGCCUCUGACCUGGAGACUUCAGCGAUGGCCUCCCUAGCAUUCUAUCAGCUGCUCUGCUGGAUUAGGGUCAGGGGAAUAGCCAGGGCCUGUUUGUUAGGGCUGUUAAGAGGGUGAUCUUCAGUCUUAUGCAGAAAGCCCUGGAAACCAACGGUUU